Molecule: messenger RNA, 1551 nt
Organism: Brassicogethes aeneus
Lineage: Eukaryota; Metazoa; Arthropoda; Insecta; Coleoptera; Nitidulidae
Source: the annotation of a GenBank genome assembly
AUGCUUAUUGACAAAGGCGUAGACUUCCCGAAAAAAUUCAAAAAAUUCGUUAAAUCCUGCAAACCGUGCUACAUCUUGCUAUGCACGAGAAGAAGCGAAUACCGCACUUGGAAGAGGAUAGCAGGCUUCAUAUAUGGCUUCCUGUUGGGUAUAGCAUUCCAUUAUCUAAUUCUGGUAGAUUUGGAUUUCACCGAAGACGCCGCAUUUUUUGUUGGAACUUUUAUUUGUUUAUUGUUGGCGUUUGGAUGUGCUUUUUCAGCGCAAAUUCGAUGUAUUAUAUUAUUGACAUUCCCCAACUUUGGGGGCAAAGUGGGAAGAGGCGUUUUAAAAGCAAUUGUGUUGGCUGUUUUAAUAUCCGGUCCUAUAGAAAACCUUACCGAUAACGGUAAAGAGGUGGUAAGGGUGUUUGCCUGUACGACUGCUUUAACUUUUAAUUUAACAAAAACAAGAAUUAAAUUAAUGUUCAAACCGUUUGCUGAUGCUAUAAAGUCAAUGAAAACGGAUGUAAGUGAGAUUAAAGAUACUGUAAGAUCCAUUAAAGAUAUGUCGGCUCCCGUAGUAGGGGAAGUAGAGGAUGAAGAAGAAAUGAAAAAGAUUAAAGAAGAGAAUGAUUACCUUGAUGAAAUAAUGGGCGAUACUAAAAGGUCCAAAAUAAUAGAAGAAAAGUUAAAAGAAGCACCUAAUCAUACUAAUAAAGGGGAAGUCGUGGAAGCAGAAAGGAUACAAACAUUGUAUGCUAAGAAAAUUGAGAUGAAGUGUGAGGAUCAGUUUACAAGAGCUGCGAUGAAGUGUAGAACCGUUUUUGCUAAAGGGUACGAUUCCUGCUACGACACGGUAACGUGGUUGGCCGCUUGGAUUCUGUGUUGGCCGAUGAAGUUGGACUUUAUUUGCAACAUUGUAGAGUCUCUAGGGGGAGCAGGAAAAUGCGAUCCAUCGAAAUACAUUGGAUCUGGGUUUGGAGAGGGGUACAAGUAUUUAAAGGAUUCCCGAAAAACAUUUUCCGACAACUUUAAAAACGUUCGACUGCAGUUUAAAGUAAUGAAGUUGCCGAAAGUCAAAGAGCUGCUUGAUGCUAAAGAAGCCGCUAAAGCGGUAUUGCAUGAUGUGAUUUUGAAAAAGGAGAUCAUAAUGGGAAUUUUGGUUGUAAUGAAAAGGCUUUUAGCAUUUUUAUUUUUAAGAGUACUUUUAAAUUGUCAAAAGUACCAUGAUAAAUACCUUCGGGAUAUCGAGUAUGAUAAUCAAUAUAUUUCAAAAUACUUCCGUAAAAUAGAUUAUAGACGUCGUAUACAGGAAAAACACACAUUACUUCCAUUAAAGAAAAUUGAAAGAAUAAAAUUGGUAGACCCUUGGGCUCGAAGACCUCUAAAAAAUGAAAAAGAAGAAAUAAUAAGGUCCACAAUAACGUUGUUAAUAGAAAUGAUAACGGCAACAACAUUUGUUUUAUUGGAUAGACUUUUUUAUGAGGCUCUCGAUUUAGUUAGAAGACAUGCUAAAAUAGAUUAUGUCCAAACAGGAAAACAUGAUCUGAAAUUAGAAAUCAAAGGUAGGUAA